Molecule: messenger RNA, 471 nt
Organism: Cryptomeria japonica (Japanese cedar)
Lineage: Eukaryota; Viridiplantae; Streptophyta; Pinopsida; Cupressales; Cupressaceae
Product: secreted RxLR effector protein 78-like
Exons: 1
Coding region: 1-471 (156 amino acids)
Source: RefSeq, a predicted model, not a curated record
AUGGCAGAGAGACUAAAGAAACUACUGCUGAAGCUUAUAUCAGAAAACCAAAAUGGUUUCACUCCAGGCAGAGAAAUCUCAGACAGCAUCAUCCUGGUAUCCGAGGUAAUUCACUCAAUGCACAAAGAAAAUUUGAAUGAGAUGGCUAUAAAAUUGGAUGUAGAAAAGGCCUAUGAUCGAGUCCUAUGGAAUUUUCUUAUUUGUGUUCUGAAACGAUUUGGAUUUCCUUCUACAUGGAUCAAAUGUAUCAAACAAUGUAUCUCCAUGGUAAAGUUCUCAAUCUUGGUGAAUGGCAAUGUAUGUGGUUUCUUUCUGGCAUCGAAUGGCUUAAGGCAGGGCGACCCCUUGUCUCCUGCCCUGUUUGUACUAAUGGCAGACGUAUUAGAGAAUCUGAUUCAGAAAAGGCAUGUGAAUGGUGUAUGGAGGGGUAUUUGGAUCCAUGAUCAGCUAGACAAUAUCACUCAUACAUAA